AUGUCUCUUGACCUGUCCCUCCCCGCCACCUGUCCCGCUCUCUGCCGUUACAGCGAAUACAGCUGGGACCUGGCUGCCUUUGCUCUUUACACCCUCAUCGAUCUUCCACCUGGCAAUCUCUCAGAUCUUGUAACCCUCCUUAAUAAAGAACAUUUUGAUUAUGGUAGCGAAACGCCGCUAGUUCGCACCCCAGAUACCUACAACUUCGCCGGCCAGACGCUCAAAGACGUCGUGCAAGCCCAUGUCGACUUGGACAAGGAAAUCACUCCCUGCUCCGGCGGAAUAGCCAAGGGAACCCUAGGCUGGUAUCCGUCGGCAUUCCUCGUGGUCACGACGCGGAACUGGGCCACCGAAGGCCUGCUCUGUGUGUUCCUGGACGAUACCACUGCUGAGGAGAAUGAGGACGGUCUUCUAGAUCCGGAGGUGCGGCCGAUGGACAAAUUCUUCAUGCCCCUUGACGAGGCGCCGCUGUUGCUGUCGAGUUUUAGUCUCAUGGACUUGGGUUUUGUUGACGCGAAGGAGCAGUAUGGUCUUGAGCAGAGGGCAAAUCGCAAGGAUGAGGGAGACGAACAUACCGAGGUUGGACCAGCGGAGCGCGAGGAAGGUGUCGGUAACGAUGAAGAUGUGGAUGAGAGGAAAGAAGAUGUCAAUAACGGUGAGGAGGGUGCUGAUAAUAGGGAAGGAGAAGAUGAUAAUGCUGGCCACUACCGCCUCAGCACUGGCGAAGUCGUCUUUUUCCCCGAUGGUGCAUCGGUGGGUGAUGAGGUUAUUGUACCUACUUUCACCCAUCCCGGGCUUGAUGUUCGUGUAGCCCACAUUGUCGAAGAGGUUUCGGAAUCGGAUGCGUAG
Molecule: messenger RNA, 849 nt
Organism: Aspergillus melleus
Lineage: Eukaryota; Fungi; Ascomycota; Eurotiomycetes; Eurotiales; Aspergillaceae
Exons: 1
Coding region: 1-849 (282 amino acids)
Source: RefSeq, a predicted model, not a curated record